This is a messenger RNA of Panthera uncia (snow leopard), 3231 nucleotides long. It is a transcript of the gene RMP64, whose product is annotated as nucleolus and neural progenitor protein. The transcript has 9 exons. Gene Ontology annotation, biological process: positive regulation of Notch signaling pathway. The coding region runs from base 229 to 1917 and encodes 562 amino acids. NCBI's taxonomy places the organism in Eukaryota, Metazoa, Chordata, Mammalia, Carnivora, Felidae. The record is from RefSeq and is a predicted model, not a curated record. Gene Ontology annotation, cellular component: nucleus.
CAAGUGAGAGACUCUGAAACACCGCCAGGUUUUGGUGAUUAGGGACUCUCCCAGUCCCCGGUAUUUGGUGCACAAUUCGUGAAGGCCCCGCCCCCACCUCUGGGCCCCGCCCCAGCACCACCCCUUGCCCUCUUCCUCCCCCAGAUCUCCUCUCACCUCCCCUCCCUCGGUGGCUCCGUUAGGCCUCGCCCAGCUCCGCCUUUCCCAGUACCUCCCCCGCGUCCCAAGAUGGCUACGGUGCCGCCGGGCCCGGAGCCGUGGAACCGCGUAAAGAUCCCGAAGGCGGGGAGCCACAGCACAGUGACGGUAGAGGACCCCGAUGCGGCGCUGGACCUUUGUGUUGCAGCUGUAAUUAGAGAAUGUGGUCUUGUUACACUGUCACUGAAGAGCCAAACCCUGGAUGCAGAAACAGAUGUGCUAUGUGCAGUCCUUUACAGCAAUCACUACAGGAUGGGCCACCACAAGCCCCAUUUAGCCCUCAAACAGGUUGAACAAUGUUUAAAACGUUUGAAAAACAUGGAUUUGGAGGGUUCAAUUCAACAUCUGUCUGAGUUGUUUUCUUCCAAUGAAAAUCAUCGUGUAACUACCGAAGCGUAUGUCAUCCCUAGCCAACCAGUGGUUGAAUUGGUGCUCAUGAAGAUUUUGGGAGCCUGCAAGUUGUUACUUCGCCUCUUGGACUGUUGCUGCAAGACAUUUCUCUUGACUGUGAAACAUCUAGGUUUACAAGAAUUCAUUAUUUUAAACCUUGUGAUGGUUGGGCUGGUGAGCAGGUUAUGGGUUCUCUAUAAAGGUGUUUUAAAAAGGCUGACUUCUUUAUAUGAGCCAUUGUUUGGAUUGCUUCAUGAAGUCUCUAGGAUUCAACCACUGCCUUACUUCAAAGAUUUUACCUUUCCUUCUGAUAUUGCCGAAUUUUUAGGACAGCCCUAUUUUGAGGUCUUUAAGAAAAAAAUGCCCACAGCUUUUGCAGCUAAAGGAGUAACUAAAUUGUUAAAUAAACUGUUUUUAACAAAAAAUCAAUCACCAAGGUCUAGCAAAGAAACUGUACACAGAAUUUCCAAAAAAGCUAAGCAAAUGAAGAUCAAUAUACAGAAUAAUGUGGAUCUUGGACAGCCAGUAAAGAGUAAGAAAAUCUUCAAAGAGAAGUCAUCAGAAUUUGAUUUGAGAGCUUUCUGCAAACAGCUGAAGCACAAGGCUAUUCAGGAGACCAGCGUUAAAUGUUCUCAGUCCAAACUAAAGGCAACCAAACAUUCUUCUCAGAGAGCAUCAGGAACUCCCUGUGCCAAAAGUUUUGUGCAAAGAUUUCGAGGGGCUAAGACUUUCACUCAACUUUCUGAAGAAAUCCAAAUGGCAAUUUUGUGGUGCAGGAGCAAAAAACUCAAGGCUCAGGCCUCCUUUCUGGGUAACAAACUUCUUAAAAGUAACCGGCUUAAACAUGUGGAAGCUCAAGGCCAUAGUUUACCAAAGAAACUAAAGUGCAUAAAAGCAUCUAUUUGCAACUGCCUUCUUCGUGGCUCAGGAAUCAAGACUUCAAAGCAUCAUUUGAGACAAAGAAGAUCUCAGAGUAGAUUUUUACUGGGACAGAAGAGACUGCAGAGAAAGUUGCAGUUGACUCUUUCAAAGGAAAUUCAACAGUCCCCUCAAGGGAUGCAGAAUGCUACAGAUAGCAGAAAAUGGAAACGUUCACACUAUUCAGUUCAUAGAACUGAUCUCUACCCCAACAAUAAGCAACUCUUGAGGAGCAGAGUUUCAAAUCCUGUCAUACAAACUAAAGAGAAACAAAUUCAUGAAAACCUUACAGGAAACAAUGAAAAUGAAACUAACUCAUGGACAGUGAUGCAAAUGAACAAACAUAAUACAUCAGGAACCAUUAAGGAGACAGAUGACAUUGAUGAUAUUUUUGCCUUAAUGGGUGUUUAAAUGCUCAUAUAUGAGACAUUUAAGCGCUUAACAAACUGGUCCAGUGUUCUGUUUUACGUGGAACUUGCUGAGUUCUGGAAAGAUUUGGAAAUACUACUUGGACUCAGAGAGGAGCUUAUUUAGUGUAACGCUGUACAGCAGUAAUGUCAGUUCAAUAAAUAUUUAUAGUAGCUCUGUGUCAUUUAAUUGACAAGUACUUGACUACUAAAUAGUCAAAUUUUCACUUUGUACCAGGGGUUAAGAUGAAAAAAUUUACCAUAUCCUGUCCUUGAGAAGCAGAUGUAAUUCCUUAAUUAAAGCUGGUGGGUCCCUGGGGCACCUGGGUGGCUUAGUCGGUUAAGUUAAGCAUCCCAGCAUCAGCUCAGGUCAUAAUCUUACAGGUUCAUGAGUUUGAAGCCCACGUCACGCUCUGUGCUGACAGCUCAGAGCCUGGAGCCUGCUUUGGAUUCUGUGUCUCCCUUUCUGUCUGCCCCUACCCCACUCGUGCUCUGUCUCUCAAAAAUAAACAUUAAAAAAGAAAAAAAAAAAAAGCUGGUGGGUCCCUUAAAAACUGAAUAAUUUUAUGAUUUACCAGGGAAUUAGGAACUGAGUAAUUAGGUUGAUAAAAACCUACUCUGUGCCUUAGAUAUAUGGGGAUGGGCUGGGAUGGAAAGCAAAGUAUCAAGGAGUACUUAAAAGGUCACUUUGGUCUUAUGGCUCCAUUUUAGGUAAGUCCCCCUCUGAACACCAAGGUUUGUAGCUUCUAAUGGUUGUGCAUAUAAUUCUUGAUUAUAUACUAGAAUUAAUCAUCAAAAAGGACUAAAAAAAUUUGCCACUAAGUGUAUUAUCAGGGACUGGUCACAACCAUUAUUUCACUUCAUCUUUUCACCAUACCUCACAGGAAGGCAUAUUAAAAUGAUUUUGAAGAUCUCUAAAAGUUUCUGGGGUUUUUUUUUUUUUUUUUGGUUUAUUUAUUUGGGUGCCAGUGAUUAAUUCCAAAUAGACUUUUCUCCAAAAAGGACGUACGGUGGCAUAUAGUUAUACAUGAAGUACAAGAUAACAAAAUAGAAGUAGAUGAGGAAGUCAAAUGAAAAAUAAAGCUUAUUGGGUGCCUGGGUGGCUCAGUCGGUUAAGCACCGAAUUCUUGAUUUUGGCUCAGGUCAUGAUCUCACAGUUUGUGGGUUUGAGCUCUUUGUGGGUCUCCAUGCUGAUGGUGCAAAGCCUGCUUGGGAUUCUGUCUCCCUCUCUCUCUGCCCUCCCCUGUUCUCUCUCUCUCUCUCUCUCUCAAAAUAAAUAAGUUAAAAAAAAAAAAAAAAAGAAGAAGAAGAAGAAAAA